AUGAAUUUACUCGCCAGAACCAAAUUAUUCUCUGGAGGACGCAGUUUUCCCGUCCAAUCAUUCGCCGGAGUUCAUCAAUCGAAUCACUACUCCACCAAAACAGCUCAAUUUAGCCCCAAAACCCAACGACCGGCGAAAAACGCCGGAGCCCAGAAACCCUCGGACUCGGUCUUUUCCCACGAAAGCAAGAAGCGGGCCGGGCUGACCGUCGACUGCCCCAAGCCGAUAGAGAUUCCGUACCAAGUGCGGGCCGCCAACUCCGUGAAUUUAAUCGGCCGCGUCAGAAAACCGGUUCAGUUUGAGUCCGGAGCCAAUGGGAAUCACUUCGCGGCGGCCGUGAUUGCUCAGGAAGGCGGCGGCGGCGGUCGCGACUCCCUCGUGAUCCCCGUUGUGUUCGAGGGCGAUUUGGCUCAGGCCGUGGCGUGUCACGUCGAGGAGAAGGAUAGCGUUUUCGUUUCGGGGAGACUGAGCAUGGGGCCCACGAGGUUCGCCUUCGGCAAUGGCCUCGGGAGGUACCAUCUCGUGGCCGAGAAUUUCAAUUUCGUCGAGGGCUUUGCGAAAAAGAAAAAUGAUAAAAGAUCUGGCUUUUCAUCUUUCGAAAUCGAGAGAGGUUCAGUUAGAGAUGGGGUUUCAUCUGCGAAAGUCGAGAAGCCUUUAUCAGAAAAUGUGGAAUGUGAUGAAGAGUUUAGUCAGAAAUGGAAAGAGGCCAUUGAAGAAGCUAAAGUGAAGACAUUUUCUGGUGAAGGCGAUUGGGCCUCCUGUUCUGUUUCUCGUAACUCGAACAUUAAGGCAAAGAGUUUGGGUCAUGUCGAGACUAAACCGGAGAAAGGGGACAAUAAAAAUUCACCGAGCGCUAACAAGAAGAAGAAGAAGAAGAAGAAGAAUGGGGAGCAGAGCUUGGACUUAUGGAGGGAUCUUGUGAAAAGCCCUAAAAAGUGGUGGGAUUUUCGUGCACACAAAUCUAAUGGGCUCGUCAAAGAAAAUUUCCCGGACUUCAAGCACAAAGAUACCGCUGAUUCGCUUUGGGUCAAUAAUGCCCCCGACUGGGUUUUGCCGGGACUUGCAAGAUUGGAGAUUGACGUGAAGUGUGUGAAAGAUAAUGCAAAAAAGGACUCUUGGAUGAAUUUGGUGGAAAAUCCUAGUAAAUGGUGGGAUAAUAGAUCGGAAAAGAAAAAUUCGAGGUAUCCCGAUUUUAAGCAUAAGGAGACAGGCGAAGGAUUGUGGUUGAAUGACGAUACGCCGAGCUGGGUUUUGCCGGGACUUGCAAGAUUGGAGUUUGACGUGAAGUGUGUGAAAGAUAAUGCAAAAAAGGACUCUUGGAUGAAUUUGGUGGAAAAUCCUAGUAAAUGGUGGGAUAAUAGAUUGGAAAAGAAAAAUUCGAGGUAUCCCGAUUUUAAGCAUAAGGAGACAGGCGAAGGAUUGUGGUUGAAUGACGAUAUGUCGAGCUGGGUUUUGUCGAGACCCGGUUCUCUGAACGUGCCUCAAAAACGUUCUCCCACUAAACCGAACACCGAAAGGAAGCUCAAAACUCAAGGAUCAGAUUCUGAUCCUUCUUUAUCGCCAAGUCCUGUAAGAAAAACACCUAAAGAUAGAAGUCCUAUAAAUGUCGAACGCCGAUCACCAAGAACUCCAGCAGUAGAGAAGAAAAAACCAAGCAAAGUUUCUGAACUAGAUUCCCAGCUGGCCCAUCUCCAAGACGAGCUAAAAAUCGCCAGGGACCAGUUGGUCUCAUCCGAGUCGUGCAAGAAAAAAGCCGAGCAGGAUGCUGACGAGGCAAAAAUCCAGCUGGCGACCAUCUUAGCCCAGCUCGACAAAACCCAAAAGCAGCUGCACGAUCUUUCGGAUUCUGAGGAUGCUCGAAUCGAGGAGCUACGCAAAAUUUCUCAAGAACGAGACAAGGCAUGGCAAUCCGAGCUGGAAGCCAUUCAAAAACAGCACUCGAUGGACUCUUCAGCUUUAGCUUCGGCACUUAACGAGAUCCAAAGGCUCAAAUCCCAACUCAACAAAGUUUCCGAAUCAGAAGCUUCUCAAGCGAGGCAUGCCGAGUCAGCACACGCAGAGGUUCACAGCCUGAGGAUCGAACUCGAAGAAACUCUAAAGCUCGUCGAGACGUUGAAAAGCCAGUUGACCGAGUGUAGAGAAUCGGAAGAACGGGCCCUGGAGGAAGUUUGUGGGGCCCAAAUGGUUUUGGAAGUCGUUAAGAAUGCCGAGGAGAAAUUAAAUUUGGAAAAUGGUAAUGUUAUGGAAUUGUAUAAAUCAUUGCUGGUGGAAUUGAACGAGUCGAGGAGCAAAGUGAGCUUUUUGGAGGGACUCGUUCAGAAAUUCCAGGCCGAUUUUGCUAAUGUCAGCAAGAAUAAUUCGGCUGAAAACGAGGAAAUUAUGAAAACUGAGAUUGAUAACUUGAGGAAUGAGGUUAGUCGAUUAAGGGAUGCCCUUGAGGAUGCUGAGAGAAGGUAUCGAGACGAAUACCUAGAGAUGACCGAGCAGAUAAAAGACGCGAAUGAGCUCGUCAAGCUUGUAAAAAUUGAAUCUUGCAAAAGGGAAUCUGAACUGGAGGCUAAGUUGAAUGAAUCGAAAGCUGAAUUUGAGGAACUGAAGACAAAAAUGAUCGAAAAAGAAAAUGCAGUACAAAGUGAGCUUGAGUUCGAGCAAAAAAAAGCAGAAUAUACUUUAGAAGACCUAAAAGCAAACUUAGUAGACAAAGAAAUGCGCCUGCAGGCCAUUACUGAAGAGAACGAGUCGCUUAAAUCCGAAAUCUUGAAAAAAGAAGCCGAAAAAAGCGAAGAAAGAGACGGUGAGCUUGCUAAGGCUGACGCAGCUAGAGCCGCUGAACGAGAAGUGCUUAUGAAGCUGAAAAAUAUGACUGAAGAAGCUGAUAAAAGUAGCCGAAAAGCCGAGCGGCUAGCCAAGGAACUUGAUGCUGCUCAAGCUGCUGGCUCAGAAAUGGAAGCCGAGCUUAGGAGGCUGAAAGUUCAGUCCGAUCAGUGGAGAAAGGCAGCCGAAGCAGCUGCUGCCAUGCUCUCGGAUGGGAAUAAUAAUGGGAAAUUUGUCGAAAAAAUGGGCGGUCUCGAUUACCAGAUAAUCGGCGGGAAAAUGGGGUCGUCGCCAUUUUCGGAUGAUGAUUUGGGUGUGAAGAAAAAUGGGAAUGUGUUGAAAAAGAUCGGUGUUUUGUUGAAGAAAGGGCAGAAAUAA
This is a messenger RNA of Striga hermonthica, 3192 nucleotides long. NCBI's taxonomy places the organism in Eukaryota, Viridiplantae, Streptophyta, Magnoliopsida, Lamiales, Orobanchaceae. The record is from the annotation of a GenBank genome assembly.